AUGUAUCCGUUAUUUCACCAGGUAGGCUGGACAUUUUUAAGAGGAUUGACUCAAGUUCUAGCAGAUGGACAGAAUAUUCAUGGCCGCUCAGCCAGUCCACGCUAUGUGACGUACGUAGGCCAAUACACAAAGGCUGCAGACGCGUCAUUCUUCAAAGCGAAACCGAAAACAGGUCUAGCUAAACGUACGUGGAGGUAUAGAUGCGUUUGGUUAUACACUCUCGCUGCUUGAAAUUCUGACAUGCCGGAGAAAAGCGAGAUUGAAUAAUGAUGGCUUCAUAACAGUGUGCAAGCUUUACCUAAGGUUUAGCCCAUAAUGGAUGUCUGCUCCAACACUGUGGAUGGGAGGUGUUGUGGACAGGCAUUGUCACCAUCCAGUAAGUUUUGUCUUAAGUGUGGAGAAGCAGUGGAUAGGACAACGAAAACAACCAAAAAGAUUGUAAAAUGCCCAAAUCUAGUUGAUGGAAGAUACUGUGGCUUUGAAGUGGACCAAACAUGCCAGUUCUGCUCAGAUUGUGGAUUCAAGCUGCCAAGAAGUCUUUUUGAAGAAAUAGUUCGUCGACGUUGUGGCAGUAUUUGUCCUGACGGCAAGACUUGUGACACAGAGUUGGCCAUUGGAGCAAAGUUCUGCCCUGGAUGCGGUAGCUUGGCAGAGGUAUCAGUGAAGCAGAUUACUGAAGCUGACCCAGCCCAAGAUGCUGUUAAUGUGAGCCAUGAAACAGGCGUCAAGAAUGGCGCCACUCAAAUACCCAGUGACACUGAUGAUACCUCUGUUCCCAGUGAAGAAGAUACUCCAAAGGGGGAUAUAGUUGCCAGUACCCAUGUGCUUAGUGAAAAAGUUGAUGCUACCCAGAAGGAGGGUAUAGUUGCCAGUACACAUGUACCUGGUGAAAAAGAUGUUACUACUCUAAAGGGUGACACUGAUAAAUGCACAUCAGUUACUGGUACUACACAUACAUCAGGUGACACAUCCCGUCAGUGUUUUGGACAGUCUGUCAGAAGAAAUACAAAUGGCGACAUGUUGGGAGAACACAGUAUGCCUCACAUCAGCACAGAUGGCACAAAACUGGAUGAUCAUCCAUUAAAAACAACUUUUGCCUCAUCAGUGACACUAACUCUGUCUCCAACACUGUCUUGCCAUCCAGGUGGGAGUAACAGACAGUCUGGCAAACCACAGGACAAACCAAGUGACAAAGAGACACAUACAGACAGUCACCAUGAUGGUGUGAACAGUUCUAAACUUUUGUCAGAUGAAACGGAGCGGGUUCAUGCCCAACUUCUUCGCUCCAAAAUGGAGAAUAAAGCUGAUCGUGAGCGCCCAGAUGAGCAGUUGAAAUCUGAGGGGAGUAAGGGAAGUGAAAAAAAGAACAGUCCAGAGGGAUCAGCAGAGGUGCAAGGGGUAUCUACAAAGGAUUCUGAGCCUGAAUCUGACAAAAGUGGGGGGGAAGAAAUGGAUGAUAGAGAUCAAGCUGCAGACAAAAAAAGUGAAAGGGACAGAGCAAAGAGGGAAGAAAGAAAGGUUAAAAAUGAGCAAAGAAAAAAAUUACUAAAGGAGCAAACUAGACAGAAAAAACAUAAGAAGCUGUUUGGCAGUGAUGGUGGAACUUCAGCCGUAGCAUCAGGUACAGAUGCCACAAGAAAAGAUGACCAGCCAGCAAAGAAGGCAAGAAAGGAGUUUGAUGCAGAUGAAAACAUCGCGGGUUUGCAAGCGAUAUCCAGAGGGUAAGAAUAAAGAUAAAAUAAUUAAGUCUAUUAAACUUCCACAUUCCCAAAAGUGAUAUGUCAAGGGCCGAGCAAUUAAAAUGACUUGAUACUUUUCCAUAAGAUUAAAAAAGAUUUUUAGGCACACUGAAAAUUAUGAUACAGGAAAGCAAGGCAAAAAUAUAUAGCUGGAACAAAUACAGAUUUUUAACUUGGGUACCCUUUUAUUAGCCUGAUUUGGGCAGCAUGACUCAGUUAUGAUUAACUGAGCACGAUAUUUGGUAGCUGGUGGUGAAAAUGGAAUACCUCUAAAAUAUUCGUACAGACACUUUAUUAUUAUAAGUGCAUGGAGCUAUAAAGAGAAGGAGCCACAACGUAUUGAGUGCAUAUAUACAGUCAUUUGAUGGACCUCUUAAUGCACACCUCUGUAAAAUGUUUAUUGGCUUCCUGGCGUCUUACAGGUAUGUAUGUCUCGCCAACCUGUAAAGCACUGUUGUUUUCAGAACUCUACCAGGGCAGCAUUGUUUGGUACCAUGUAGUAGGACAACUUAAUUAAAUGAAGAUGUUUCAGCAGGUUUUUGCCAGAUCUGUGAAGACAAAAUCAUUCAAAAAGAGCUCUGUAUCAUUAUGUUCUGCUAUCUGUAUUGCUUCAUUAUAUUAAUAUUACAAAAUUUAGCAGCCUAUAUUCUUUUUGAAAAUGAAGAAUAGAUGAGUGACUUCUGUCUUAAGUAAAGAGGUUAUAGGAUCACUAAUGAGGAGUACAGUUUUUGUUGUCAGAUAACACCUUGUGUGUACACUUGCCUGACAAACACCCCAUCAUGUAUACACAUAUUGUGAGAAAUAGGCCUAAUUAUACAAUACACUACUUAUGCAUGUAUGAUCAUUAUAGUACUAUAUAUGCAUAUUUUAAUUAUAGAGGUUUAUUUACUGUAACACAUAAGUCAAAGAAAGUAGAUUUUUUGUGAUGGCUUUUAAAGUAUAGCAAGUAGUGGUAUUGUGUUAUCAUAAAACCAAAAUUAUAGUCUUCUAAGAACUUAAUACACAGCCCUGGUCCUGCUCUGUCGGUGUUGUACAUAAUAUACCUUCUAAAGACCAAGAGUUACUUGUUGCUCCUUUACAGGUCCAUGAUAAGUCUAUAUAUUUAUUUAUUUGAUUGGUGUUUUAUGCCGUACUCAAAAAAAUUUCACUUAUACAACCUUCACACGUUUGACUGCCAGCAUGAACUGAA
Liolophura sinensis is the source of this 2928-nucleotide messenger RNA. RefSeq lists its product as uncharacterized. The record is from RefSeq and is a predicted model, not a curated record. Bases 316 to 1725 code for a protein of 469 amino acids. The transcript is spliced from 5 exons. NCBI's taxonomy places the organism in Eukaryota, Metazoa, Mollusca, Polyplacophora, Chitonida, Chitonidae.